AUGCCGGAGAAGGUUCGAACCGUGUUCGCUGACUCGGACGACGAGAAAGUAGAGAAAAAGGUCGUCACAACACCCCAAGAAGAACCCGCCCGCAAGAAGAAGCGGAGCAAGAAGCGCAAGCUCGAUGAGCCCGAGGCCCCGAAGGUUGCCGAUCGCGAGCAAAAUGAGACCGCAUCACCUGUGAAGCAGGCCGAAAUCUCAAAGCCAGCCACACAAAUCGAGGAAAAGAGCGCGCCUCUUCCUGCCAGCGCCCCAGCUUCGAAGCUACACCCGAGGCCGAAAUCGAAACCCUUCACAGACACCAAAACCAAUUUCACACCCCUACGCGAAAAGGCCAAGGCUCUGCUCGAGACACGGCGGAAACUCCCGGUUUUCGAAAACGCAGACUUGAUCCGAAACAAUCUCCGCGAACAGGAUGUUAUGCUCUUGGUUGGUGAGACAGGUAGCGGAAAGAGUACCCAGAUUCCCCAGUUCCUGGUUGAUGAAUUCUGGUGUCGGCCUGUACCCACGGAGAUUACCCGGGAUGGAAAGACUGAGAAGAAGACUGUCGGCGGGUGCAUUGCUAUUACGCAGCCUCGACGAGUCGCUGCUAUUUCGUUGGCGCGUCGUGUUGCGGAGGAGAUGGGCACACCGCUUGGAAACCACUCGCCGGCUAGCAAAGUUGGUUACUCGGUGCGAUUCGAUACAUCCGUCUCGCCUAGUACUCGCGUCAAGUUUUUGACGGAGGGUAUGCUGCUUCAAGAGAUGUUGCAUGAUCCCUACUUGACGAAGUAUAGCGCUAUUGUGGUUGAUGAGGUCCACGAGCGUGGUAUUAAUGUUGAUUUGACGCUGGGUUUCUUGCGAAACCUUGUCUCUGGGACUCUUGAGGGCCGUGGUGGUGUCCCGCUGAAGGUGGUGGUCAUGAGUGCCACUGCAGAUAUGGAGAGCUUGACUGGCUUCUUCCAGGAUGGAUACAAAGUUCCCGAGGCCGAAAAGAAGGCCAUUGGGAAUGGAGACGAGGAUGAUAAAAUGGAAACUUCAACCUCGAAGACGAUUUCCAUCUGUCAUAUCAAAGGUCGUCAGUUCCCUGUCAAAACAAUUUACUCGCCUGCGCCCGUGCAUGACUUUGUGGAUGCAGCGCUUAAGACUAUUUUCCAAAUCCAUCAAAAGGAGCCCAUGCCCGGUGACAUUCUUGUCUUCUUGACUGGUCAAGAAACCGUGGAGGCGUUGGAGCAUCUCGUGAAUGAGUAUGCUAUGGGAAUGGAUCCAUCACUUCCUAAAAUCUUGGUCCUGCCUCUGUUUGCAGCGCUUCCACAGGCAGCCCAGCAGCGCGUCUUUGCUCCUGCCCCGCCGCGAACUCGCAAAAUCGUACUGUCUACCAACAUUGCCGAGACAUCAGUUACUGUCUCCGGUGUUCGACAUGUUAUUGACUGUGGCAAGGCCAAGGUCAAGCAAUUCCGUUCUCGUCUUGGGUUGGAUUCGCUUCUGGUCAAGCCCAUCUCCAAGUCCGCUGCGAUCCAGAGAAAGGGCCGCGCAGGUCGUGAGGCUCCUGGACAAUGUUUCCGGCUGUAUACUGAAAAGGAUUAUCUGGCUCUCGAUGAGACCAAUACUCCUGAAAUCCUUCGAUGUGAUCUCAGCCAAGCCCUGCUCAAUAUGAAGGCCCGUGGCGUUGAUGACAUUGUCAGAUUCCCAUUCCUGACUCGCCCACCUCGUGAGGCAUUGGAAAAGGCUCUCUUGCAACUUCUGAAUAUUAAUGCCCUCGAAGAGUCUGGAUCAAUUAGCGCCGUCGGCUUACACAUUGCCAAGCUGCCCUUGACACCAACUCUGGGACGCGUCCUUCUAGCAGCUGCUGAGAACGGCCCUGAAUGUCUAAUGGAUGUGAUCGACAUUAUCUCUUGUCUCAGUGUGGAGAACAUUUUCCUCAACACUACUUCAGAAGAAAAGAAAGAAGCAGCAGAGGCCGCGCGUCGCGAUCUAUACCGGCGCGAGGGUGAUCAUUUGACAAUGAUGACAACCGUUCGAGUCUACGCCGCCGAACACGCCGAUCGCAAGGCCUGGGCAGAGCGCCAUCUGGUUUCACAUCGAGCAAUGCAAUCAGUAAUGGUGAGUAUACAGUCCACCGCAUCUCAUUAUGAAAACAAGCUAACCAGAGUACAACAGGAUGUCCGAAAACAACUCCGCACCCAAUGUCGACAAGCCAAGCUCCUCACCAAUGAGGCCCUGAAUUCUACCAAAGUCUACGAUCCCUCGCCCAUUCUCAUUCUCCGCAGUUUCCUGGCUGGUUUCGCUACCAAUACUGCACGUCUUGUGCCCGAUGGCAGCUACCGCACUAUUGUCGGGAACCAGACUGUCGCCAUCCAUCCUUCAAGUGUGCUGUACGGCAAGAAGGUCGAGGCAAUUAUGUACAACGAGUUCGUGUUCACGAAUCGCAGUUACGCGCGUGGCGUCAGUGCUGUGCAAAUGGACUGGGUGGGUGAGGCGCUGGCUGGUUCUGAUUAG
Molecule: messenger RNA, 2478 nt
Organism: Penicillium salamii
Lineage: Eukaryota; Fungi; Ascomycota; Eurotiomycetes; Eurotiales; Aspergillaceae
Source: the annotation of a GenBank genome assembly